AUAACAUUAAUAAAUAUUCGAGACAUAUCACCUAUGACAUCACGUUCUGUGAAAUGCAGAUAUUAUAUGUACCUCUCUGUAGAGAUGCUCAUAAUUUCACUAGGUCACAGAGUCUGUGAGCCGCCAGUGGAGUAUACAAGAACAAGAUGCAUGUUGUCGAGCCUUGGCCUUUUGAAAUACGAGAAGAACUUUGAGGAAGGCUCUUUAACAGACAAUACUCUACCUCUGCUUACUGACAGUGUUCUUAAAGAUGUGGGAGUCCCUCCUGGACCAAGGCUCCUAAUACUUGACCACGUUAAAAGGGAUCCUGAAGUGAAAAAGAUGGGGGAAGAACAUGCUGGAUGAAACUAAUGGUAAGUGAUUAAGUUUAUAAGCUAACCAAGGAUAGCUCAGUUGGCCAGUGGCCUCCGUCUCAUACUUGAUUUUGUUUACAAGCUGUUUUUUUAGUGUUUUAUGGUUCUGUAUAUAGCUCAACACAACAAUGCUUCAGACAACAAUGUUUAGUGACACUGAUAGUGAACAGUGAAGGUUAAUCUUUUAUGUAGGGAGAUAUAUAUAGUAUAUGUUAUGUUAUUUGGUAGUAGUUUUCUCUC
Papaver somniferum (opium poppy) is the source of this 593-nucleotide messenger RNA. Its product is annotated as chloroplastic import inner membrane translocase subunit HP30-2-like. The transcript is spliced from 4 exons. The coding region runs from base 34 to 345 and encodes 103 amino acids. NCBI's taxonomy places the organism in Eukaryota, Viridiplantae, Streptophyta, Magnoliopsida, Ranunculales, Papaveraceae. Gene Ontology annotation, molecular function: protein binding. The record is from RefSeq and is a predicted model, not a curated record.